GUGUGUGUGUGGCAAAGAAAAAGGUGGGGGGGACAGGAGGAGGCUACCUGCGCGGACACUCAGCUCCGACACCCCGUCACUGACACGGAGGCGCUGCUGCUGUGAACUGCGCUGCUCUGCGCGGCACCAGCAGCAAAGGGAAACUACACAGUAGCCGAGUCGAGUGUGUUUUUCCACCUCGAUGCGCUGCGCUGCUCAUUUCCUGGAUUUGCUUUUGGGCAUGCAUGAUGAUCAUAAAGGCGAAUGAAGCGCUGUAAAACGGUGUAAAACGGUGCGGCGCACAGUGCGAGACACACGGCGACACACACUCGACUCGCGCUGAGAAGACCGAUAAUCAUAAUAUAUCCGAUGCCGCACGGCGCCCUCGGGACACUCGACUCUGCUGCUGCUGGUUCUCGGCGAAGAGAAGAGCUUCGAGGGGAGAAGAUCCGCGUGUUCAAGUGACGGCGAACAUCUCGGAGGAGCGACCGAGAGCCCCGGACAUGGACGGUUUGGGCAACAGUCUGGAUGACGUGUCAGCCGACAGCAGCACCGAGUUCCCUGACAGAGUCUCCCUGAUGGAGGUGCGUCUGCAGGCACAGGAGGACGAGAUCACGCUCCUCAAGUCAUCCCUGGCGGAUGCCCUGCGCAGGAUUAGCAUCCUCGACCAGCAGAUCCCCCUGCUCAAACAGCACCUGAUCUCAGUGAACCCGGCUGCAGCACGAGCCCUGAACCAUUCCUGCUGCCUGGACAGCUUCUCGAGGACCCGCAGGCUGUCCAGCAACUCGAUGCCUGAUGUCCCUCGGAGCUCCGUGAACAGCCAUCCGUCAAACUCCAAUCAGGAUGAGGAUUCGGAGGUCUCCAGGCCCCAUCUUCAUGCCCCCAGUCACGGAUACAAGACUGCUACCCAUGACAGGGCCACACAGACAGACUGGGCUCUCUCUCAGUCUCAGUCCAGCUCUGGGAAGGUCUCCUUGGCUGAUACUCGGGAGGUUCGCAGCCUUUCGCUGGAGGACGCUCUCCUGGCAGAUGCCCCGGAGGAGCCGCCGAGGCUCCAGGAGACCUGCUCUGAGGGUCAAACCUGGACCAGCGUGGUAGAGGAGCCCAUUCGACCCACCUGCGUCAAUACCCUCCAGCAGGACAAGGCCCACCAGGAGGAGCCCUGUGAGCCCAAGAGCAGCUCCCUCAAAGAGCAGGGCAAGGCCAAGGUGGACGGUGCCCCGCCUUCGAGCCGAGAGGGCACCCCAGGAGCUGCCGCUCCCAGCCCCCGUACUGGACCCUUGUCAUCCGUCCUGGAAAGCGACGUGAACAUCCUGGUCCGAAGGAACAGCUCCUCCGACAAGCUCGUGAGGGAGAUGCAGGACAGGCCCAAGCAGAAGCUCGGGAAGAAGGCGGCGUCUGCCGCCAACCUGCUCAGCCGAUCGCCGAGCCUCGAAAACCGAGCAAAGGAGCUUUCCAACUCAGGUUCCAGAAGAGGAACAUACAGCCAGGGUCAUUCGAUAAAGAUGUUCAUCCGUGGACGACCAAUAACAAUGUACAUCCCCUCGAACAUUCAGAAUUACGAGGACCUAAGGAUGGAGCCACCUGCGGAGAAGCUUGAGCUGGACUGGGUCUAUGGCUACCGGGGGAGGGACUGUCGGGCCAACCUCUACCUGCUGCCAUCAGGGGAGGCAGUGUACUUCAUUGCCUGCGUGGUGGUGCUUUACCACGUCGACAGGCGGACGCAGCGCCAUUACCUCAAACACACGGACUGUGUGCGCUGCCUGGCCAUCCACCCCGACAGAGUACGCGUGGCCUCCGGACAGAUGGCUGGAGUAGACAAGGACGGCAAGCCUCUGCAGCCCUUUGUGCACAUCUGGGACUCAGCCACACUGGUCACCCUGCAGCAGAUCGGCCUGGGCAGCUUUGAGAGAGGGGUGGGCUCUGUGGCCUUCUCCUAUGCCGACUCUGGAGCCUUCCUGUGUGUCAUCGAUGACUCGAAUGAGCACAUGCUCUCGGUGUGGGAUUGCAAUAAGGGCACCAAGCAGGCAGAGAUCAAGAGCACCAAUGAGGCUGUGUUUGCAGUGGAGUUCAGCCCAGCGGACAGCAAUAACAUUGUGACCUGUGGAAAAUCCCACGUUUACUUCUGGACACUAAGUGGUGGGACUCUGAGCAAGAAGCAAGGGAUCUUUGGCAAAUACAAGAAGCCUAAGUUUAUCCAGUGCUUCGUGUUCAGCGGGACCGGCGAUGUUCUGACUGGAGAUUCAGAAGGAAACAUCCUAACAUGGGGCAAAUCCGCUGCUGACAUCAAGACUCUGGGAAAAGGAGCCAAAGAAACCUAUCAGAUCAUGAGACAGACACGAGCGCAUGAGGGCAGCGUCUUCACCCUCUGUGUCCUGCAAGGCGGCGCUAUUCUCAGCGGUGGGGGCAAAGACAGAAGGGUCAUUCGCUGGAGUGUGGACCUCGCCCCUGAGAGAGAAUGUGAGAUUCCAGAAAAGUUUGGGGCAGUGCGCACCAUCGCAGAUGUGGAUGGAGAGGAACUGUUGGUUGGCACAACCCGGAAUGCUAUACUGAGGGGUACGCUGUCAGAUGGCUUUGUGGCCAUUGUGCAGGGUCAUGUGGACGAGCUGUGGGGCCUGGCCACCCACCCCUCUCAGAAUGUCUUCCUCACCUGUGGACACGACCGCCAGGUGUGCCUCUGGAAUGCAGAAGAGCAUAGGCUUGACUGGUGCACAACGCUGGAGGAGUCCGGGCUGUGUGCCGACUUCUGCCCCAAUGGAGGAGUGGUCUCUGUGGGACUCAACACAGGCAGGUGGGUGGUCCUGGAUCUGCAGACACAAGAGCUGGUGUCUGACAGCACCGAUGGGAAUGAGCAGCUGUCCGUCAUGAGAUACUCUCCCGAUGGAAGCUUCUUGGCUGUGGGGUCCCACGAUAACUUCAUCUACAUCUACACGGUGACAGAGGGUGGUCGCCGCUACACUCGCUUUGGAAAAUGCACGGGUCACUCCAGCUUCAUCACUCACCUUGACUGGUCUAAAGAUGGCAAAUACAUCAUGUCCAACUCAGGAGACUAUGAGAUUCUCUACUGGGAUGUGGCAGGAGGCUGCAAGCUGCUGAGGAACCGCUUUGAGAGCAAAGACCGUGAGUGGGCUUCCUAUACAUGCGUCUUGGGCUUCCACGUCAUGGGAGUGUGGCUGGAAGGAUCAGAUGGCACAGACAUCAACGCCCUGUGUCGCUCGCACAGCGAGAAGGUGGUGGCAGUGGCUGAUGACUUCUGUAAAGUGCACCUUUUCCAGUACCCCUGUCCCAAACCCAAGGCCCCCAGCCACAAGUAUGAGGGACAUGGCAGUCAUGUGACCAACGUCUGCUUUACUCACAACGACAGCCACCUCAUCUCCAUGGGUGGAAAGGACACUUGCAUCCUGCAGUGGAGGGUAACCCGAGGAGGACAGCGGUACACUCUGGACCGCAGUACCUCUGACUCCUCCACUUCAAUAAGCUCCCUUGAACCUGGGCCAUAAGUGGGAGAAGGGACGGUGGAGACUGAAGAGAGAGCAGAAGUGUGUCUGUCCUUGCCCGUGUUGCCCAUGUGAGUGGCUCUGGUGUGCGAGUAUGAGAGCGCGCAGGCAGGAGGGCAGGCUGCUGAAGGGGUGCUGACAAGAUUUUGGUAAGGUGGGUUCACACCGGAAGAAGGUGUUGAACAGCGAAAGGAAAUUCUGUAAAGAAAUGUUCUUGGGACUGUAAAAUGAGCAUAAGUGUGGAAGUCUGGGGUUCAGGACAGUGGGCACUGGUACCUUCGCAGCACAUCCUGAUGAACAAAGGAGGAGAAACGGUGGAGGGCGGGUGGGGCAGGACUUGAAACCCUUAAGGUUCACUGAGACAGAUCACCACCACUCUGUGGAGACUUACUUUUUGAAACGUAUCAAGGUCCUCUUGUUUGAUAGUUCUGGCUCUGCCUGCUUCUGAAAACUCAUCUGUGGUGUAAAGAACGAGUACUUGUCUGGAACGGCGCUCGGGACACAUGCAGUCGCAUUCGCGAAGGUGCCUGCAAAACGUGAUGUUUCGUGCCGACAGCUGCUCCUUCACAUGAGUGGUCAGCGGUGGUGAAAUGGAUUGUCGGGAGUGCUCAUUUUCCUCUGUAGAGUUGAGCAUGAAAUGUUAAAGGACAACGAGUACAUUUACCUUUGCACUCCUUGCAUUUUCUAAAUAUAGACUUUAGCGACAGUGAUGUAAUCUAGCAUUCAUACUGUUUUUACUGUAUUAGUGCCUCUAAUCAUACGCAGGGUUUUGUUAUUAUCACUGAAUCAUCUUAUUCUUUACUUCUAAAGGGGGACACUAUAGUACCGUUUUGCAUUCGAAAGUGCAGGUGUCGUCUUGUCAUUUAAGUGCCUCGGCCUUUAUCUGUUAUGCAUCUCUCAGAAUGGGCUGUUCUCACUCAACUUAGUCACUUUAUUAAUUCCAGUUCAGAAGGCAACAUGGACCAUGUUAAUAUUAAAACUAACAAUCUUACUAUUUGAAGAUAUUUUAGACCAAAUGAAUAUUGUUAGUUGACUUGACAGAUACUGACAUUUU
Molecule: messenger RNA, 4530 nt
Organism: Scleropages formosus (Asian bonytongue)
Lineage: Eukaryota; Metazoa; Chordata; Actinopteri; Osteoglossiformes; Osteoglossidae
Product: echinoderm microtubule-associated protein-like 3
Exons: 24
Coding region: 483-3479 (998 amino acids)
Biological process (GO): microtubule cytoskeleton organization
Cellular component (GO): mitotic spindle
Molecular function (GO): microtubule binding
Source: RefSeq, a predicted model, not a curated record